AUGAUCACUCCAAUCGAUGCUAAAGAUGUUUCUAGAAUCACCUCAGGUCAAGUGAUCAUCGAACUUGUCUCAGCCGUCAAGGAACUAAUAGAUAACUCAAUUGAUGCUGGCGCCGAUAAAAUAGAAGUCACAUUUGGCGAGUACGGAACCAAAUUUUUGGAGAUCACCGAUAAUGGUUGUGGCAUUGAUGUAUCCGAUUAUGAGGCAUUGUGCCUCAAGUAUCACACCUCGAAGUUGUCUUCAUUCGAAGAAUUGAGCCUGGUUUCUAGUCUAGGUUUUCGUGGUGAAGCAAUGAGCUCGUUGUGCUCUGUUGCAACUAUCUCUGUGGUGACCUCGUCUAAAUCCACAUUUCCCAGAGCUACGCAGCUCACAUACGAUAAUAUGGGCAAAUUGAAGAACAAAAAAAGCAGCGUGACAGGUAAAAAGGGUACUUCUGUUACAAUGACCGACCUAUUUAAAGACUUGCCUGUUCGGCUCAAGAACUUCAAUAAGCAUAGUAAAAGAGAGUACACAAAGUCGCUUUCCCUCAUAAUUGCAUACCUGUUGGCAUACACAAACAUAAGAUUUACUGUAUUCUCUAUUGGUGCUAAUGGCAGGAGACAGAUGGUUUUAGGAACUCCGGGUGGACUGACAAAAUUAACCGAUGUAAUGGUGAGCGUCUAUGGAAGUAAUGGCCAAUAUGGUCUUUUGCCCCUCGAAAUCGAAGAGCUCAAAAUCGAGGCUCGGUUCAGGCUCAACACAGAUUACGCGCCAACCAAACUAGCUCUCAAGCUUCUGGGGGUCAUCUCCGAUAGUUCCUUCGGUAUGGGUCGAUCAUCCACAGAUAGACAAUUUAUUAGCAUAAACAAGCGACCAGUCGUCCACAAGAAGCUUGCCAAGAUAAUCAAUGAGGUAUACAGAUCCUUUAACGCAACCCAAUCGCCUGUUUUUGUGUUAAAUUUGGAACUAGAUACACACUUCCUUGAUAUCAACAUCACACCAGAUAAGAGGUCAGUGAUGAUUCACACUGAGGAGCUUAUUCUAGAUGUCAUAAGAGAACAGCUUACCGCGUUCUAUGAAUCUAAAAAUAAUGUUGUUCCUAUGAGCACUGUUGGAACUCUAUGCAUGGGAUCAUCCCAAAAUAAGAGGCCCCGAUUGUCAAGUAGGAAAGAAAGUUCCGAUGAACUAGAAAAUCCGGGGGAGAAACCACUGACACCUGUCAAGAUGGAAAGUUACAUGCCAAGGAUUGUGUCAGGUAAGUCAGACACUAUUGGUGAAGAAUCGGGCCUUUUUGUGGAGUCUACCGCAGAGAACUCCUCUUCUGAAGAGGAGGAAAUCUUUGAAAUGGAGAAUUCAGACCAAGAAAUUAGCAAGACAAUUGAGGAGGCUUCAGAAAUUGCAUCUGAGGCUGGAGAGAAGGUUAUAGAGAAGAUUACUAGCGAUGACGAAACUAAUUCUCAGGAGAUUUUCAGUGAAGAGGAGCGCUACUCAAGACGUGAAGUUAAAACUAAUGAAGAGCUUCACACGUCAAAAGUACCCAGGACUCGGCGCGAAUCCACGAAAGAACAAUGCAAUUCGGAAAAUAUCGAGGAUGAGAAGGAAGAUUUCAUCGUAACUUACAGUUCACAAGAACCCAAAAUUCCUAAUAGAGAGCCCCCUGUUAUUGAUACUCUCGAAGAUUUGAACGAUGAUGAUGACUCUGAUGUAGCAUCUGUCUCAGAAAACAAGUCAACACUAGUGCUGGUUCGCAAUGAAGACAACCCAAGCACCUCUCAAAAAAGUACAGAUACCCCUCCUCUUGCGGACCUUGAUGAUACUGAGCCAAGUUUCAUUGUUUAUACAUUGAGGGCAGACUUUAAUGUCAACAUUGAAGAUCUUCGAAUUUUGCCUAAUGAAUCGCCGGAUCCCCAAGCAACGGAACUUGCUGCCCUUCGAGAUAUCAACCAGACUAUGGAAGUCAAAAAGCUGGACUUUUGCGACAUGCGGAUAGUGGGACAAUUUAAUUCAGGGUUUAUCAUUGUCACGCAUCAGGAUCGGCUCUUCAUUGUUGACCAGCAUGCUCUGGACGAAAUUUACAAUUACGAAAGACUAAUGAAAUCACUUGUUCUUCGAGCCCAACCUCUUGUUGUUCCACGCGUUCUCGAAUUGUCUCCUAUUGACGAAAUGAGGAUGCUUGAAUUCUCUUCUUUAUUGAGCAAAAAUGGAUUCAAAAUUGUAGAGGACACAAGCGCACCACCAGGGCGCAAGAUACGAUUAAUGGCCGUUCCCGUUCUGAAGAAUGUGGUUUUUGAUGAUGGAGAUCUACAUGAGCUUGUGAACAAAUUGCAUGAGAAUUGCAGUCUUGGUAAAGACGUGGUUGCCGGUGUUCGAUGCACCAAGACAGAAAGAACCAUAGCUCUGAGAGCUUGUAGACUGAGUAUAAUGAUUGGGCUGGCUCUUCUGAUUCCAACCAUGGAGUCAGUUGUUCUGCAUUUAUCUACCUUAGAUCGACCAUGGAACUGUCCUCACGGACGACCUACGUUCCGUCAUUUAGCUGAUUUGGAGGGACGGGGAUUCCAAGACGAUUACAAAUUAUAG
Molecule: messenger RNA, 2556 nt
Organism: Australozyma saopauloensis
Lineage: Eukaryota; Fungi; Ascomycota; Pichiomycetes; Serinales; Metschnikowiaceae
Gene: PMS1
Product: ATP-binding mismatch repair protein
Exons: 1
Coding region: 1-2556 (851 amino acids)
Biological process (GO): mismatch repair
Cellular component (GO): MutLalpha complex
Molecular function (GO): mismatched DNA binding; ATP binding; ATP hydrolysis activity
Source: RefSeq, a predicted model, not a curated record